Molecule: messenger RNA, 506 nt
Organism: Nezara viridula (southern green stink bug)
Lineage: Eukaryota; Metazoa; Arthropoda; Insecta; Hemiptera; Pentatomidae
Source: the annotation of a GenBank genome assembly
AUCUCUGUCAGAUCAAUGCCUAGCAUAAUAAAAAGUGACCUUAGGAUGGGUGAAUAUCGAAGAAUGACAGAAAAAAAGGCUAAUCACUUCCCUAAAAAUAAUUAGAGUGGAUAGAGACAAAGUGCUCCUUGGCCAUAACACCAAUGGUCUUCAUCGAAAUAUUUUGUUUAGCGAUGAGAAAAUUUUUACUAUUGAAGAGAAAUUUAAUCGCCAAAAUUAUAAUGUGUACGCUCACAACUCUAAAGAAGCCCAGGAAGUCAUUGGAAGAGUGGAAAGAGGUCAUCACCCUUCUUCAGUCAGUGAUGGUUUGGAGGCGAGUUGGCACCACAAAGCUCCAUUUUUCAGGAUUCCGAUCCAGCUCACAAGGCCAGGUCAACUUAGCAGUGGCUGCAAAAGAACAUUUCAGAGUUCAUCUCUGCCCGAAUUGGCCCUCAGGAAGCCCUGAUGUCAACCCAUCAGAUUAUUGGCUUUGGUUCGAACUGGAGAGGAUGGCAUGCACAUUCUAA